GUUGGCCGAAUAAGCGAACACCCAAAGCUACAAAUCUUCAUCCAGAAAAAAAAAAAAAAAAAUGAAAUGUAAACAUCGGAGUGUUAUCUCGUUCUCUUUCACCGAUGUCAGUGAAAAAUGUGAUUUAAAACUUGAAAAGACUGACAUCUUUGUUGUAAUCUUGGAAAAAUGGUUAAAAAAAGGAACAAUCAGUUACCCGAUAAUCUACCCCAGUUGCAAAAUCUUAUCAAAAGAGAUCCAGCUUCUUAUAAAGAUGAGUUUUUACAACAACAACGUCACUUUCAAUCACUGCUGGAGGUGUUUGCUCUACAUCCAUCAGAAUACAGUAAAGGAUUAGACGAAUUGAUAAUGUUCAUGGCUCAGGUCGCUCAUUGUUACCCGGAUAUGUUAACAUCGUUCGCCGAACAAUUAAUCAACAUAUUAGAAACUCAUAAUACAAUUUUGGAUGUCGAAAUGAGAAUGACGUUUUGUAGAGCUUUGAUUCUAUUGCGAAAUAAAGGAUUAUUGAAGCCAAUGGAUUUACUCGCGCUUUUUUUCAAACUCUUGCGUUGUAAGGAUAAACAGCUUCGUAAAUUUUUGCAAGAACAUAUCAUCACAGAUAUUAAGAAUAUGAACGUCAAACAUAAAGAUGCUAAAUUGAAUACGAACCUUCAAAAUUUUAUGUACACUAUGCUGAAAGAUAAUAAUGCCAAAGCUGCAAAAAUGUCAGUGAAUAUCAUGAUUGAUUUAUACAGAAAAAAUAUAUGGAACGAUGCGAAAACAGUUAAUCUUAUUUCAAUGGCAUGUUUUUCGAAAAUAGUCAAGGUUAUGGUAGCAGCUCUGAAAUUUUUUGUAACUGUGCAAUCGAGUAACGACUCAGACGAAGAAGGGUCGUCGUCGGAUGAUGACACACCAAAUGCUAGAGACGUAAUGCUAGCAAAUAAAUUCAAUAAAAAAACACGUAAAAGGGAAAAAACACUGAAAAAAGUCAAGAAGCUAGUAGAACAUACUAAAAAGAAGAAGAAAAAUUACACUAAUAAUUUUCACGCCAUUCAUCUGAUUCACGAUCCUCAAGAAUUUGCUGAAAAAUUAUUCAAUCAACUGGAAAAAAGACACGAUCGCAUAGAAGUGAAAAUGCUGACUUUAGAUCUCGUUUCGAGAUUGAUCGGUAUCCAUCAGCUGUUCGUUUUCAAUUUCUAUCCUUACGUGCAACGAUAUUUACAACCUCGACGAUUUGAAGUAACAAAACUGCUUCAGUUUGUCGCCCAAGCCACUCACGAAUUAAUUCCACCGGAUGUGAUGGAACCAGUUUUGAAAACCAUCGCCAAUAAUUUCGUCACCGAAAGAAAUUCUUCGGAUGUUAUGGCUGUUGGAUUAAACGCUGUUCGAGAAAUGUGCGUAAGAGCUCCUCUCAUUAUGACGGAAGAUUUACUCAGAGAUCUCGCAGAAUAUAAACGUUACCGUGAAAGAAGCGUAAUGAUGGCAGCUCAAGCGCUGAUACAUGUCUAUCGUAAUUCCAUGCCAACUAUGUUGCACAAAAAAGACAGGGGUCGACCAACUGAAGCUACAAUCGAGAUCAAAGCCAGGCAAUAUGGCGAAAUUGACGCCAAAGAAUUCGUUCCUGGAGCCGAAGUUAUUCUAGAAGAAGACAAACCGGUCGAUGCAUCUCAAGAUAACGACGACGACGACUCCGACUCCGAUGAAUGGGUCGACGUGCAACAUUCUUCCGAUGAAGAAUGCGAUGAUGACGAAGCACAACAAUCAGAAGACAAUGAAGAUAGUGAUGAAGAAUGUAGCGACGCAGAAGAUGAAGAGGAGGAAGACGAAGAAGACGAAGAAGGGUCUAACGAAGACGAAAGUCAACCUACUGCAUCUAAAUCUGAACCUGUAAACAAGGAUCAGAACAAAAAAGAAACCACUUCGAGUACAGCCCCUUCAAAUAAUCCAAAUUCGAAACCAGCCAAAACUUCCGGCGUCGUUUCCAAAUCAGAAGUAGUCGCUCAGCGACAAGGAUUAGCCACCGAAGUCAGCGUUACCAGAAUUUUGACCGAUGAAGAUUUUAAAAGAAUCGAAGCUGCUCAGAUGAGUAAACAAGUCACUUCUGCUAAAGGCAGGAAACGAGUUGCGGAACCAGAACCCAAUAAAGGAGAAUUCGUUAAUUUGGCUGAUAUAGAAAAUAUUCACAAGAAGAGACGUCACGAUAAAGAAGCUAGAUUGGAAACCGUGAUGAAAGGACGAGAAGGUCGAGAAAAAUUCGGUUACAAGGACGGUAGACUGAAUCCAUUCUGUAGUAAAACUAAUCGAGAACGUAGUAAAAAGAAAGCGUUUAUGAUGAUCAAACAUAAAGUCAAAAGCAAAACCAAACGAUCGUUUAAAGAUAAACAAAUUCGACUGAGAAACCAUCUUUUGAAAUUGGAUAAAAUGAAUUAACUUGUUGAUAAUGAAUUCUUAUUGAUGUUUUUUCGUUAUUUUAAUAAACGAUUUUGAUAUUAA
Messenger RNA from Planococcus citri (citrus mealybug), 2472 nucleotides. RefSeq names its product SDA1 domain containing protein Mys45A (gene Mys45A). Gene Ontology annotation, cellular component: nucleolus. Lineage: Eukaryota; Metazoa; Arthropoda; Insecta; Hemiptera; Pseudococcidae. Bases 169 to 2409 code for a protein of 746 amino acids. The transcript has 19 exons. Gene Ontology annotation, biological process: ribosomal large subunit export from nucleus; ribosomal large subunit biogenesis. The record is from RefSeq and is a predicted model, not a curated record.